Lethenteron reissneri (Far Eastern brook lamprey) is the source of this 9738-nucleotide messenger RNA. RefSeq names its product ral GTPase-activating protein subunit alpha-1-like. Lineage: Eukaryota; Metazoa; Chordata; Hyperoartia; Petromyzontiformes; Petromyzontidae. Gene Ontology annotation, cellular component: nucleus; cytoplasm. Gene Ontology annotation, biological process: regulation of small GTPase mediated signal transduction; positive regulation of GTPase activity. The record is from RefSeq and is a predicted model, not a curated record. Gene Ontology annotation, molecular function: GTPase activator activity.
UCCUCCUACUGCCUCCGAGGUCCGUCCCCUGCGUCUCAGACCCCCGUGUUGUUACCCGGCUCGGUAGGGCCCGGCUGGGCUUUGCCGGAGCCGCUGUCCUCGCCGUGUGCCGCUGCCUAGGACGGGCAAGCAGAGACAGGGGGUGGUGGUGGUGGGGGACACGACAGACGGGACAGGCGAGAUCGACACUCACGCACGCACUCACUCAGGCAGGCAGGAACACAAGGGCAGGGCAGUGGUGGCGUAGGGGGUUUCGGGGUAAGAUUUGGACACAGAGAAACACACACACACGCUAACAGACAGGCAGGCAACACUCACUUCGUCAGAUAGAUUGACGACAUUCGGCAAAGCAGUUGUUGGCACGCACGCACACCCGCACCCAACCAAGCAGGCACAGGAGCAACACAAGCGUUCGGCAACCGGACAGGCAGGCAGGAAAGCAGGCAGGUUUUUACACCAGGCACACCCGUGCACAGGCAAGCAGACAGGAAGACAGAGAGAGAGAGAUAGGUCGUAAGAAGGACGGGAAAACGUGGCCCGACAGGCAGGCAAGAUCGUUUAGAGAAGGGAAUCAAGUGCGUGGGACCAUAGGGCAGACAGGUGAACAGGUAGUGCACUGUACAGGCAGGCAGCUAUCCCACACACAGGGGCUAGAGCAGAGGCACAGGUGAGCAAGCAGGCGAUCGUACAGGGCACUCACAAGUCGACAGGUAUCUUGAGGUGGGUAGAUAAGGCACUGGGACACACAGACAGACACUGGGACACACAGACAGACACUGGGACACACAGACAGUAACUGGGACACAGACAGACACUGGGACACAUAGACAGGCACUGGGACACACAGACAGGCACUGGGACACAGACAGGAACUGGGUCACACAGACAGGUACUGGGACACACAGACAGACACUGGGAUACACAGACAGACACUGGGACACACAGACAGGUACUGGGACACACAGACAGACACUGGGACACAGACAGACACUGGGACACACAGACAGGUACUGGGACACACAGACAGACACUGGGAUACACAGACAGACACUGGGACACACAGCCAGGCACUGGGACACACAGACAGACACUGGGAUACACAGCCAGACACUGGGACACAGACAGGAACUGGGACACACAGACAGACACCGGGACACACAGACAGGCACUGGGACACACAGACAGACACUGGGACACAGACAGGAACUGGGACACACAGACAGACACCGGGACACACAGCCAGACACUGGGACACAGACAGGCACUGGGACACAGACAGACACUGGGACACAGACAGGCACUGGGACACACAGACAGGCACUGGGACACACAGACAGACACUGGGACACACAGACAGACACUGGGACACACAGACAGACACUGGGACACACAGACAGACACUGGGACACACAGACAGACACUGGGACACACAGACACACUGGGACACACAGACAGACACUGGGACACACAGGCACUUGGAGAAAGGCAGAGAGAGAGAGAGGAAGUAUAACACGCCAUGGAGUUUGGCAAUAUCACUGCGGUUGCUUAAGCCUUCAUACAGUAGUCGUGUGUAGUGUUAUACAUCGGUGCAAAUACACAGCAGCAGUUAAGUAAAAUAUAGCUUGUCAGAACACUGCACCGCUGCUCUUGUGCAAUGCCACCGUCACAACACAAUACUGUCGUGGUAAAUGUAGUAAGCAGUUGUUCGCGUACUAUUGGAAUUUAGCGAAUUGUCAUUUUAAGCACACUGAGUUCCAUUGGGGAAUAUCUUCGUGUUGUAACGGAGGUAGUGCGUGAAUACACGGGUAGUCGCACAGCCGCCGUGGGAGAUCGACAAAGUCGCACGCGGACAGACUCAGCUCAUAGGACCAGAGAGAGAUUUUAAGAAAAGAGAGAGAAUUCUGUGAGCACGUAGAGAUACAGCCACUGUAGGGAAACGUGGCAGGCAGAGGGUGCAUACACACACACACAACUGCAAGGCAAGAGCCAUCAUGUUCUCUAAGAAGACUCAUGGCGAUGCCAAGAAGUCUGCACAGAAGCUGCUGGACAUCAAGAAGGACGCGAUGACCCGACUCAAGCACCUGCGGGUCGUGUUGGCAGAAAACACUGACACGGCGGAUUUGAAGUUGUUCUUCGACACCAACUAUUCCCAGAUCUACUUUGUGUUCUUCGAGAACUUUGUCAGCAUCGAGGCCAACCUGAAGCAGAAAGCACACAAGUCUCAGAGGGAAGAGUUGGAGUCGAUUCUCUUUAUAUUCGAAAAAAUACUGCAACUCCUGCCCGAGAGAAUCCAGAAUAAAUGGCAGUUUCACAGCAUAGGGUUAAUCUUAAAGAAGCUACUGCACACCGGAAAUUCCAUCAAGCUCCGUCGAGAGGGCGUUCGACUCUUCCUGCUGUGGAUGCAGGCGCUGCAGCACAACUGCUCGGACGAGCUGCUGCUCAUGUACGCGUGCCUCAUUCCGGGCUUCCCCUUGCCCGCUGGCGAGCAGGGCGGCCGCUCGCUCGACAGCCUCAUCAACCCCUGCCUGGCGACGGCAGAAGGUGCUGCUUCUCUUCUUUCCGCAAGCCUGCUCUGGCCGCUCUCGCCUGCUUUCCUAGGGCCGGUGUGUGCAGAGGAGAUCACUCCUCUGGUGUCUCCGCAGUCCAAUGAGCAGAUACCGGAGGACCUCACCUGUUACCUGCUGGAAGUGAUGCUGAAAUACAUGGUAAUCCAGGCCAGAGGCUUGGAGUGGAAGAACAAGGAAAACCAUGAGAAGGGGUUUGCCUUCCUUCUCAAUAUCUUCAAGAAGUACUACCUCCCUUUCAUCUUCCCCUCCUUCUGCAAGGAGACCAGCUUGUAUAGUCCCAACCUAGAGGUGCCGCUGCUGCGGGCGAAGCCGCAGUACGUGCAGGUGGGCCGUGACGCGCAGUUCAACGAGCCGAGCUACAGCACGCGUGAGCCCUUGCUGUCCGCCCGCGUGGUUCUUAUCAAGUGGCUCGUCAACUUCUGGCUGGAGGUGAAGCCGUCGCUGCUGUGUCCCACCGUGCCGGAGGCCGAGGGCGAGUCCGUGCCAAAAAUCAUCCAGAGGGUAGCGGCUGGCCUGGCCGGGCGAGUCGGCGGAGAGAGCUCCGCCGGCGUGAGCGGCGUGACGGGGGCCGGUGCCGGCAUCGCAGGCAAGGUGGAGACGGACAGCGCGGGCGAAGCAGAGCCCGGCAACUCGAACACGAGCACGCUGACGGAGCGCACGCCCAGCGUGUCGAGCCUGAGCAGCGCCACGGGCGCCGACGAGAGCCUCAGCGACUCGGAGGUGGCACGUAGCGUCCUCUGCUCGUCGCGCGAGAACGCCAACUUCGUCAGUGAAGUGUUCCGCCAGGCCUUCCUGCUGCCCUUCACCGAGGCCGCAGCCACACGCCGCGUGGUCAAGGUGUACCAGGAGUGGAUCCAAUCCCAGGAGAAGCCGGCGUUCAUGCGUGAGCCGGCGGUCUCCGCGCAGCCCAAGGAGGAUGCGGAGGCAGCGGCCGGUGCGGCCGGUGCGGCCGGCGUGGCCGGGGAGGUGGAGCGAUCGCCGUGCGGCGGCAACAAGGCGGCGGAACGGGAGGAACAGCAGGCGAAGCAGCCGCGGGCAAUGGGGCACGAGCGCACCCCGAGCUGGACUCGAACGAACUCGUACCAGAACGCCAUCAACCGGCUUGAGGAGGGCGGCAGCGUACACGCCGGCAUGCAGCCCACUCUGCAGGUUUUCCUGACACACUCGGUCAACGUGUUCCUGUUGGAGCCAUCCUGUGAGAUCUCCAGGCUGAUGAGCGAGCAGGUGGACUUGUGCAAGAGGGUCCUCAAUAUCUACCGCCACAUGGUGAUGUACGUCUCCAUGGAGAAGAGGACCUGGGAACAGCUUUUACAGGUUCUGCUGAGGAUCACGGAGAGCAUUUUUCAGUCCAUUCCUCCGCAAGGAUUGCGACAGCGCACCCUAGCCGGGCGGCUGGCUGGCCCAGUUUUUCAGACGCUGAUCGUGGCGUGGAUCAAAGCGAGCUUAAGCGUGCAAGUCUCGCGGGAGCUGUGGGACCGGCUGCUGGAAGCCCUCUCGGGCCUCACGCGCUGGCCCGAGCUUGUGGCCGAGUGGGCAAAGACCAUGGAGACGCUGACCAAGGUGCUGGCUCGCCAGGUCUACGGCCUCGAUCUCGCCGACCUCCCGCUGGACAAACUCAGCGAGCAGAAGCUGAAGAAGCAUCGGGGACGAGGUGCUGGCCCCGAGGCCAAGAAGGCGACGGUCGACCGCUCCUUCUCCCGGAGUUGGAGCCGCGAUCAGUUCCCGGCUGGGUUCGCUCGCCGGCGAAGCGUGACCACCAGCGGAGCGUCUCCUGGCGGGCCAGGCAAGAUGAGCGGCGGCUACCACCCCAAAACCACGGGCCUGCCCAGCCGCCUCCCCGGCCUUGGAAACGGCGUGCCACCUUCACACGGCAUCCGCAGCGUUAAGAGCGCUCCUGUUCUCUUCUUCACUUUCACCCCUUUCUUCCCUGACUUCUUCCGAAACCCCUUCUGCGGAAGCCUCCGAGACGUGCCGGAGAUGGAGUCUCCCGGAACCGGCACGCGCGCACGCCACCACUCGCAGGGCGAGGACCGCCUCGCCGGGCAGCUGGGCACCGUGCAGGAGAACUCGCUCGUCCGCAGCAGCAGCGCCAUCAACAUCGCCACGCAGGCGCACAGCACAGCCCAGCAGGAGGAGAAGCAUUCUCAUUCGCGCUCACGGAGUGCCGAGAGCCCCAGCGGACGGGAGGCGGGCAGGGCCCGCGAGUCGGAGACAAAGAGCCUCUUGGACUGCCACCACGAGGGGAAGCCGAGUGAAGCCAGCCCCUCGCGAUCGCCCGCUGCUGCUGCUGCCGGUGCCGCCGCUGCUGGGGAGAUGGGGGACGGGCACGUGGAAGGGGCAGCGUUGAGGGCGGCGGGCUACCCGCCACCGUACGACCGCCACUCGUUCUUCGAAGAGGGAGAACACGCCGUCUCCGAGACGCUACCUCCUGACCACCUCAUCCAGUUCCCUACGAAAGAUUACAGCUUUGCAGGUGAUGGCUCUCCCCUUGAAGUGUCCUGUGCUGGGGAUGGCCUGGAGGAGGACAGAGCCAGCCUGAACACCAUGAACAUCGACUCAGAAACGAGCAGCCUGGGCCAGCAGAACCCAGCUGAGGCUGUGGCCUUCACGGGCUCUGAGAGCACGUCGCUGACUAACUCGGGCUCGUGCUCACGGUCGCACACACCGUCGCCCUCCCCCGACACGGAGCCCUGCGAAUCCAAGGACUCUCCCCCUGCUCUGGACGAGGGGCUCCACAAUUCCGUCCUGCAGCUCAACGGAGAACUGGACGACAGCGAGCUGGAAGACUGCAGCGUCAUCGCGGGAGGCACCAUGACGGGCUGGCAUGCUGACGUCGCCACCGUGCUGUGGCGGCGCAUGCUGGGCGCCCUGGGAGACAUCAACGCCAUUCCCGACCCCGAUAUCCACGCCCAGGUGCUCGACUACCUGUGCGAGCUCUGGGACUCGCUGGCCAAGAUACGUGACAAUCUGGGGAUAAGCCUGGACAACCAGUGUACGCCAGAACCUCCGGAUCUGAUCCCUCCUCUAACGAUCCUCACCCCGUGGCUCUUCAAGGCCACGACGCUGCCCGAUCAGUACAAGCAGGGCAAGCUGCACGCCUACAGACUGAUCUGUAAGAUCAUGAUGCGGCGGCAGGAGCUGAACCCUAGCACCGACUUUCUGGUCCACUUUUAUGGCGUCAUCCACUCCGCACUGCUCAGCUCCGACCAGGACGUGCUGAGCGUGGUGAUGAGGAACUGCUCGCCGCACUUCUUCUCCCUGGGGCUGCCGGGCUCCUCCAUGCUGCUGUGGGACUUUUUGCUCGCUGCCAGCCGCAUCGCGACCUCCCAGUCCUCCCAGGCCCCCAGGGCAGAGACGCAAAGCCUGCUCGGCUCUCUGGUGUGCUUCCCCAACCUGUAUGGGGAGAUGCCAGCACUCCACCCAACCCUCCAUGACAUCACCCCGACCGACUGCGAGGGCCUCAAGGAACAGCUCGUGAAGCUCAUCCUUAAUGGAGCAAAAGAGGAACCAUCAGAAACGGCCAGAUGCAUCGCGCUGUGCAGUUUGGGAAUCUGGAUAUGCGAGGAGCUGGUGCAUUGUACACGGCAUCCACUGGUGACAGACGCCAUCCAUGUCAUCUGUGCUACUCUGAAGUUUUCUCACAGGUCCGUGGCUCAGGUUAGCUGCGACAUGCUGACCGUGCUUGCAAUGUACGCCGACGAUUUGCAACAACACAGCGAAGAGCUGCCCUCUGUCAUCGUGCAGGCUCUGGUUUCCACGAUCACGCAGCUGUUGCCCAUCACUGAAACUUCGAGCCAAGAGGAGGAAAAAAAGCCGACCUUCCAGCGCAUGGUGUCUCUGCUGCUGUGCUUGCUGGACUGGUGCAUGGUGCUGACGUUGCCAGCUCUGCUGCAGCCGCCGGCUGCGUGCGGAAGAGACCCCGGCGAGAAGCGGCCCUCGCUGCUCAGCUCCGUGUUCAAGGUGCUGCACGGCUGCGUUCACGGAUCGGCGGCGUUCGCGCAGCCCGGCUACGCUCCCCUGGGACCGGCAGAGGCGCCGGCCUCGGCAGGGCAUGACGCUCAGGCCUCGCCGGAAGACCGCAAGGAUCGCUCCGAGGGUCUGGCCGAGCAGUCUGCGUCCGUUGCCUGCGCCCCAGGCUCCGAGGGCAGCGAGCAUGACCCCGUGCCCCUGGCGGCUUGGACCGUGAUGGUGCACCUGCUGACUCACCUGGGCCACUACCCCAUGGGCGGCGGUCCCGCACUGCUGGCCAGCCUGCUGACCGAGGGCCACGAGAAUCCCUGCGUGAGCGGCGCCGCCGGCGCCGGUGGCGACGACUGCAUCGGCCCCGAGCUCUUCUCAAGCCCCAACCUGCAGCUCUUCGUCCUGUCGCACGCCGACAGCGGCGGCGGCGACUCCCUCCUGUCAUUCGUCCAGUUGCCGCUCUCUCCGGGCAGGAGCUCGGAGCUGGCGGGGCUGCAAACCCCGGCCUGCGACGUGCGCUUCAUCGCACGCGACGUCUCCGGGAAGUACACGUGGGACAGCACACUCCUGUACGGCGUCGCCCAGCCCGACGGCGGCCUUGCCGAAGGUGCGUUUGGAGGUGCGCCUCCUGCGGGCGGCGACUGGACCAUUCGGGAUCCAGCGCCUGGAGGCUCCGAAGCGAACGGUGGGCAGAGCGAGCGCGCGCCUGCGAGCGGCAGAAACCGCUUGCCGACGUACGACGCCCUGGAAGGCGGAGAAGAUGCCCUGGACAGUUUGCUUCGCUACGUGGGACAGAGCAGCCCCGAGUGUUUGCCAGGACCCGGGCUGCCGCUUCACGUGCCCUCCGUCGACCCGCCCGCACCCCUCGCCGAGCCUGGGGACGAGACGCUGUUUAUGGAGUGCCUGUGGAGGCAGAGCCAGGCAGAGAGGGCACACCUGGCCGGGGAGGGCCAGCUGACGAUCUCCUCUUGCUCUGCAAAUGCAGCCGCUCCACAGACGGAGCCCGAGCCCACGGAGCCGUCCUCCACUUUCUACUAUUGCCGCCUGCUGCUCAACGACCUUGGCCUCCUCUCGUGGGAUAAGAGAGGAAGCUUUGACCUGUUGAAAAAGAAUGAAAAGCUUUUAAGGGAAUUGAAAAACUUGGAUUCUCAAUACUGCCGAGAGACGCACAAAAUCGCCGUGUUGUUCGUCGCGGAGGGACAGGAAGACAAACACUCCAUCCUGUCGAACGCCGGUGGGAGCCAGUCCUACGAAGAUUUUCUCGCCGGACUGGGCUGGGAGGUGGAUCUGACGAGACACUGUGGCUUUCUCGGGGGGCUACAGAGGAAUGGCAGCAAUGGGCUCACUGCUCCAUACUACGCCACCUCCACCGUGGAGGUCAUCUAUCACGUGUCGACGCGCAUGCCCUCCGACACGGACGACGCGCUCACGAAGAAGCUCCGCCACUUGGGCAACGACGAGGUGCACGUGGUGUGGUGCGAGCACACGCGGGAGUAUCGGCGAGACAUCAUCCCCACCGAAUUCAGAGACGUCCUCAUCGUGAUCUACCCCCUCCGUGGCCACACGUUCAGAAUAUGCAUCAUGAAGAAGACGGAGGUGCCAUUUUUCGGGCCCCUGUUUGACGGCGCGAUCGUGGGCAAGAAGCUGCUACCGGGCCUGGUCAGAGCGACGGCCAUCAAUGCCAGCCGGGCACUCAAGCGACGCCUCCCUCUCUACCGGAGCUUCUAUGAAGAGCGGUCGCGGUACCUGGAGGCCAUCGUGAAGCAGCAGCGGGAGGUGAGCACCUUCGAGGACCUGGCGGCGCAGGUGUACAGCCCCGCCAUGUGCCGCCCGCUCUCGUGUGACGCAGAUCAUUUUUCAUAACGCCUUUCUCCCAAGCAGAAACAAAGUGAACGAGCACGACACCAGCCGAGAGGUGGACAGCCCCGCUGAGGAGGCAGACUGCGCCGAAAGCGUCUCCAAGCAGGCCCACGCGCAGCCCUUCGGCAAGCACCGACGCACGGGCAGGCUGCGCCGCAUCACGGGCGCGGUCGGGAAGUCCUGACGACCCUCCGCCGUUAGCCGGCACGACGCCCACGGCCGCUGGUGCCCGCACAACUGGCGUGGCCGGCUCUCCCCCUCUUGUGUUUCCGUCCAGUCUAUGCGCGGCAGGUUUGCAGUGCUGAAGGGAGUGGGGUGGGGGAGGAGGGCCCCCUCAGGGGCUCGUUGUUUUGCGUGCGCGUUAGCUUCCGUUUCUGAAUGAUUAAACACAUGAAGUAAUUUUGGUGCGUUAUUUUUAUUCUUCUGCGAGAGAUUUCCUUUCCGAAUUUCCGUUGAUUGUAAGAUGUACAUUCCAGCUGUCUUCCUUUAUUUUUUACUUUUAUUAAAAUAAUUCGUACCAAAGCUAAGCAUAUAUUGCCUUUUUUAAGAGUAAAUUAUUUUAUGGUAAACAAACCACUAAAGCGUAAUUAAUAAUGCAUACUCAUUCAAAGUUGGCAAUUACAUCAUAUUUAUAAUGUGUCGGUAUAACCCAUCUUUGUGAUUGUCUCUAGUCAGUGCACACUGUGUAUGCAGCGUUUGAUAGUUGCGCUGGGGUAUGUUGUUCAGCACCAUGGACAAUGGCACUCUUAAGGCUGGUCCUUUAUAGCUGCAAGCAGUCUUUUGUUUCGCUCGUCAGUUUUAUCAAAUCACCCGAAUCGCUUUUUUGCCUUAUAUAUAUAUAUCUCUAGUACUAAAGCAAUGUGUGACUGGGCAUAUCACGUGUCACUUUCGUUGGGUUACGGAGUCGGCGAGAAGUAAAUUAAAGAUUAAAACCAAUCAUCAUUCAUCCCAAACAUGUGAACCAUUCACCACCGCUCAAGCUGUCACAUGCAAGGCCCUGUGUCUUGUGGUCCUUGCGACACCUUGUCCGUAUUUGCAUUGUCCGUACAGAAUGUGUCUAAUUAGGGGUAAGAAUAAUGGAAUGUGCACUUUUGAAACGAAUUAACUUUUCUUUAUUCGCAAUAUUUAUUUCCUUCCGAUAGUAGAUUAUGUUGUGUGAUAUACCAGAAUAUCAGCUACUCUCUACGUACACUAAAGCAAAUGAGCAGACUGUGUUUCAAUUAACAUGUCUUUAUUGUUAAGAUACCUAAAACUGUGUGCAAGCUCUGCAGAAGGAUUUACGCACAGUAUGUUUUCUAAUAAAUAUGAAGUAUCUGAAAUGCAAUAAAAAACCAACUUGGUCACAUGACAA